Pichia membranifaciens NRRL Y-2026 is the source of this 1401-nucleotide messenger RNA. RefSeq lists its product as hypothetical. The record is from RefSeq and is a predicted model, not a curated record. Gene Ontology annotation, cellular component: cytosol. Gene Ontology annotation, molecular function: argininosuccinate lyase activity. Bases 1 to 1401 code for a protein of 466 amino acids. Lineage: Eukaryota; Fungi; Ascomycota; Pichiomycetes; Pichiales; Pichiaceae. The transcript has a single exon.
AUGUCAGCAGACCAACCAGCAGAACAAAGACUUUGGGGCGGAAGAUUCACCGGGGCAAGCGAUCCCUUGAUGGAUCUAUACAAUGCAUCCUUACCAUACGACAAGAAAAUGUAUGCACAGGAUUUGGAGGGUACUCGGGUCUAUACCAUGGGCUUGGAGAAGCUUGGAUUGAUAACAGCAGAAGAGCUUAAGGAAAUCCACAGAGGUCUUGAAAUUAUCAAGGAAGAGUGGAAAUCUGGUAAGUUCGUCGAGAAGCAAGGUGACGAGGACAUUCAUACCGCCAAUGAGAGAAGAUUGGGCGAGUUGAUUGGCAAAAACAUCUCCGGUAAGGUCCAUACCGGUAGGUCCAGAAACGACCAGGUUGCGACAGAUAUGAGAUUGUAUGUCAGAGACGAGUUGAAGAAGCUGGCAGGAUAUUUGAAGUCAUUGAUUGAAACGAUGAUCAAGAGAGCCGAGAAGGAAAUAAACUUCUUGAUGCCGGGCUACACUCAUCUCCAGAGAGCGCAGCCAAUCAGAUGGUCCCACUGGAUCAGCAUGUAUGCUACGUACUUCACUGAGGAUUACAAGAGGUUGAACCAGAUCAUUGAAAGAUUGAACGUCUCUCCGUUGGGUUGUGGUGCAUUGGCUGGUCACCCAUAUGGUAUCGACAGGGAAUUCUUGGCAAAGGAACUUAAUUUCAACGGAGUCAUAGGUAAUUCUCUAGCAGCUGUUUCUGACAGAGACUUUGUUGUCGAAACCAUGUUCUGGUCAUCUCUUUUCAUGAACCACAUUUCUAGAUUUUCUGAAGACUUGAUCAUCUACUCAAGCGGUGAAUUUGGCUUCAUUCAGUUGGCAGAUGCUUACUCCACUGGUUCUUCCUUAAUGCCACAGAAAAAAAACCCAGAUUCUUUGGAAUUGUUGAGGGGUAAGUCCGGUAGAGUCUUUGGUAGUCUUGCAGGUUUCAUGAUGUCAUUGAAAUCCAUUCCUUCCACCUACAACAAGGACAUGCAGGAAGACAAAGAGCCAUUGUUCGACGCAAUGCUAACUGUAGAGCACUCCAUUUUGAUUGCAACCGGUGUGAUUUCGACCUUGGCUCCGAAGAGUGAAAGAAUGGAAGCGUCUUUAAGCAUGGACAUGCUUGCAACAGAUCUAGCUGAUUACUUAGUUAGGAAAGGUGUUCCAUUCAGAGAAACUCAUCACAUCUCUGGUGAGUGUGUGAGAGCGGCAGAAGAAAACAGUCUGUCAGGUAUUGACCAAUUAUCAAUGGAACAAUUCAAAACGAUUGAUAGCAGAUUUGAAGAUGAUGUUUUCAAGACUUUCAACUUCGAGCAGUCGGUCGAAAGAAGAGACGCUACCGGUGGUACUGCAAAGUCAGCCGUGAUAAAACAAUUAAAUGCUUUGAAAGAUACUCUUGGUAACUGA